UCGGAGCGGGGCGCACGUCGGUUGGUUCCGCGUUCUACAAAGGCAGGCGGCAGCGCCACGAGCGGAUUAACAGCAACUAACCAUGUCGCCGAUACCCUCGCUGCUCCUCGUCCUCCUAGCGGUAGCAACCUCGUCGGCGCCCGGCGUCGCUGGCCUCGGCGGCGGGGAGAAGCUGAAGCACAUCCACCUGUACAUGCACGAGACGUUCUCGGGGGAGAACGCCACGGAGGGCGCCAUGCUGCCGUCCCCCUUCGGCGCCAACGCUACGUUCGGUUCGGUGGGCGUGUUCGACAACGAGCUCCGCACCGGCCGCAGCAGGGACUCGCCGCUCGUGGCGCGGUACCAGGGCAUCAUCGUCGCCACGGGGGUGGCGGAGGGCCCGGCUCUGGAGGGCCGCAUGUCGGUCGCCUCCAUUCUGUUCAUCGCCGGGGAGUACAACGGGAGCAAGCUGUCCCUGGAGGGGCCCAUGAUCGGCUUCCAGGGCACGGCUGAGCGCAGCGUCGUCGGCGGCAGCGGCAAGUUCAGGAUGGCGCGCGGGUACUACCUGCUCAAGCUCCUCGGCCUCACGUCGCCCAACAGCGCCGUCUCCGAGAUCGACUUCUACGUGCUCCCCUGCGACCCGAGCUACCUCUAACUUCUUGGAUGCACUAUCAUGCACGACGUGGGUCAGUCGAUUUUUCUGGUGAGUGGGGUUUGCGUCAGCCGGCGAUCCAAUCACAGUUGUCUCUGCACUUGUUGACCCCCAAGUUCUCUUUUACUGCAUUUUUCUGCUCUCUGAAAUUUCCAAAACUAUAAAAAUGUGCACCCCUGUUCUAUCC
Molecule: messenger RNA, 818 nt
Organism: Lolium perenne
Lineage: Eukaryota; Viridiplantae; Streptophyta; Magnoliopsida; Poales; Poaceae
Product: dirigent protein 7-like
Source: RefSeq, a predicted model, not a curated record